AGAGCUUACAUAGAAUGAAGAUCCAAGUAAACAACACUUGAAGAGUGCAGAGAAACUCUAAUCUAAUAUGUUCCAGGAAGAUUUCAGGAACAUGACUGAAGGGACCAGGAACAGCAGCGACUCCUCCUCCGCCUUCGUUCACACCAACACCAUGAGUGCCAUCCUGGUCACUGUCUACUCGGUUGCCUUGGCUGGAGGUGGAAUUGGGUCCAUCACAAUGUCCUUUGUGCUGCUCAAGAUGAACACUCUGUCUGUGACCACGACUGCCAUCAUUAACCUGGUGGUUGUGCACAGCCUCCUCCUCUUCACGGUGCCCUUCCGCCUGCACUACUAUGUCAAAAAGAAGUGGGUAUUUGACAUGCCAUUUUGCAAGAUGGUGAGUGCCAUGGUGCACAUCCACAUGUACCUGACCUUCAUAUUCUAUGUGAUCACGCUGGUGAUCCGGUGGCUCGUCUUCUUUCAGUGGAAGGACAAGGUGGAGUUUUACAGGAAGCUGCACGCCAUUGGGGCGAGCGCUGCCGUGUGGCUCUUCGUCAUGGUCUUUGGGGUGCCGCUCUUCUACUUUGAGUACGGAAGCUCAGGCACGUACGAAAAUACAACAUGCUUCCAGUUCCAAAAAGAGCUAAAGCACAAAAGUGUGAAAGCCCUGAACUACACCCUAAUUGUAGCUGUUGCCCUCAUUUCUUGUGUCCUCUUGAGCUUGCAGAUUUUUAUCCUGGUAAAAGUGGCAAGAAAAUUUUCCACCUCCCUCUGUUCACACCAAGAAUUCUGGGCCCAGGUGAAAAACUUGAUUUUCAUCUGGAUCAUUAUAAUUUGGUUCCUUCCCUAUCACCUGUUCAGGGCCUACUACAUAGAGUAUGUGAGUGAUUUUAACCAGUUAGAAAGCUACAAUGAGGUUUUUUUGAGCCUGACUGCCCUGAGCUGUCUGGACCUGCUGUCAUUCGUGCUGAGCGGAAGCAGCUUCUUCAAGCAAAAUGUGGGGAUGCUCCACAGGAAGUUGUUUUGCUGCUAGCAUCAGCCUCCUGCAGCAUGUGCAGGACCUGGGAUAGGACAGUGAUGGACAGACAUGGCAAACUCGCUCCUCAGCAAGUUGAGGGUAUGCUCUGGAAACGGUACAACACACCCGCACAGGGCUUUGCAUGUCAGCUUCCUGAAGUAAUGGAACAAACUGCCCCCAGGGUCUCAGCUAGUAAACAGGAAGGUGACCUCAGCAAUUUCCUCAUGGGGCUACCCAGUGAGUUGUGGAUGGACCUGGAGAAGAGGAAAGAAAGGCCAUGGGCUCUUCUUUCUUACUGCUUUUACUUCAAGAUUUGCGAAGUCAAAGGCACUAGGAGGAGACUUGAGAAUUGCAAUGUAGAAACACAAAUAAGGAAGCUGGUUUAUAUAGACUAAGGUACAGAUUUUUGAAACUUAAAGAUCUAUAUCAUUUUCCCAUACAUUUCAUAUUUAUUUCCCACA
This is a messenger RNA of Zonotrichia albicollis (white-throated sparrow), 1458 nucleotides long. RefSeq names its product G protein-coupled receptor 141 (gene GPR141). NCBI's taxonomy places the organism in Eukaryota, Metazoa, Chordata, Aves, Passeriformes, Passerellidae. The record is from RefSeq and is a predicted model, not a curated record. Gene Ontology annotation, biological process: G protein-coupled receptor signaling pathway. Gene Ontology annotation, molecular function: oxysterol binding; G protein-coupled receptor activity. Gene Ontology annotation, cellular component: membrane.